This is a messenger RNA of Myripristis murdjan (pinecone soldierfish), 2795 nucleotides long. RefSeq names its product inner mitochondrial membrane peptidase subunit 2 (gene immp2l). NCBI's taxonomy places the organism in Eukaryota, Metazoa, Chordata, Actinopteri, Holocentriformes, Holocentridae. Gene Ontology annotation, cellular component: membrane; mitochondrial inner membrane peptidase complex. The record is from RefSeq and is a predicted model, not a curated record. The transcript has 6 exons. The coding region runs from base 70 to 603 and encodes 177 amino acids. Gene Ontology annotation, molecular function: serine-type endopeptidase activity.
GUUUAGGACCCGGGGCGCCGCUCGUGACGUCACCACCGGAACAGGAACACUGAAGUCACGUUGCUGGUGAUGGCUCAGCAGGCGGCGGCCGGCCGGCGUUACCUGCGGGCGUUCGUCAGCGGCUUCUUCGUCGCCGUUCCCGUCACCGUCACCGUGCUGGACCGAGUCGCCUACGUCGCCCGAGUGGAAGGAGCCUCCAUGCAGCCCUUCCUGAACCCAGAGGGAGUGUCCGAGUGUGACGUCGUCCUCCUGAACCGCUGGAGCGUCAGGAACUACCAGGUCCAACGCGGCGACAUCGUCUCCGUCGUGUCGCCCAAGAACCCCCAGCAGAAGAUCAUCAAGCGGGUCAUCGGCCUGGAGGGAGACUUCAUCAGGACUCUGGGCUAUAAGAACCGGUUUGUACGAGUUCCUGACGGGCAUUUCUGGAUCGAGGGGGAUCAUCACGGACACAGUCUGGACAGCAACAGCUUUGGACCGGUGUCCGUGGGGCUGCUUCACGGCCGUGCCUCACACAUCAUCUGGCCGCCCAAUCGGUGGCAGCGAAUCAAACCGUCCCUCCCCCCAAACCGCGGACCACUGGACGGCGAUGAAGAGGAGAGAUGAAGACACACACACACACACACACACACACUCACACACACACUCACACACACACUCACAUACACACUUGCUUUAGUAAUGUCGGGUUUCCUUUGAAAUGACACAUCUAUGAGUUUUUGUCUGUGGAAAAGACACAUUUAUACACACACACACACACACUCAUGUCAUCAUGUCCUCCAAAGGGAAGCGUUCAUGAUGCAGUGAGAGGGUGAAUCCUCUGUGAGCUUCAGGUCCUGUCGGUGCUGCAGCGCUGAUUUCACGCCGCGAUCACCCUGAUUUGAUGUGUCUCUCAGUUCUGAUUGAUGGUGAUGGUGGGCGGGGCCUGAUGCUCUCACCUCAUCUGUUCCUGCAGCCACAAAGUUUUCAACAGGCAACGUUUCAUUUCAUUUCUGCACGGACGUUGAAGUCUGGAUGUUACUCAAAUGAUGUUAAAAUAUGGUGCUGGUGCUUUCCACUUAAUGAGGUUCUCUAUGGUGAGUCAUUCAGAAAACUUCAUUAAUCUGUCCUAACAGGCAGGAGCUGACAGCCAAUCAGCAGCCAGUGGCUCAUUAAUAAUGAAUAAAUGUCUCCAUCCAUUCAUUUGCCGGGUUUACAUCCAAAAUGUCUCGCAUAUUUUAAGCACAUGUUGAAGAUUCAGUAAAAUAAAAUGCAAAUGAAUGCAGGUUUCCAUCGACUACGUUAUGCGAUUUGUCAUGUUGGUCGAAUUCUGUCGCAGAGCAACUCCGACCUCAAGUUCAAGUUCAAGUGCAAGUUGGUUUUCCGACAGAGGACUCGCUCCCUGGCUCCUCGCUCCGUCACCGUGCAUGCAGAUAAAGUGUCUCCAUCUCCCAUUAAGUUUGGUAAAAAUUUGCUAUUUCCAUGCACCUUUCCUGAGGCGAUAAUUCAAAAUGCGAGUAAAAAUAAGAUGAUGGAAACAGAGCUAUUGUUAGAUUCUAGGUGCCAGAGCAUGCAAUAAAUGAUGUUAAAUAUGGCAAAUAAUGGCAAGGGCUAGUUGGAAAGCAUGAAUCAAAAAUAAAUAAAGAAUAAAAUGACUUUGGCAGUAACCUCAGCAGCUGAUGAAGCCAUCCUAAAGCAUCGUUUUGGAUUUAUUCCUGUUGUCUUUGAACGCUCUCAGUCAGCUGCUGAUGGUGUCGCUCGCAGUUUGAGCGCAGGAUUAUCAUCCGGACCGAGUGACCGCACCCGGAGCGCUCGUCCUUUAAAGACGCGCCGAGCAAAAGCUGCCGAGGGUUUGAUUUAAGUGAAAACCAGAAGACUCAGCCGACUAAAAAAUGUGGAAUAAGCAAGUAAUUUAUCAGUGAGCUGGGCCAAUGAUGAGAAGCAUGUAGACCCAACCAUCAAAUGAUCUGCUUAUUCCACAUUUUUGUCACAUGAGCGGAGAGGGUCAGCAGUUUUUGCGUCAUGCACAAAGAACCUCAUUCUCUUUAAGACCUCCAACGUGUUAUUGUCCUGCAGCUGAAGACCGGCCAGUGAAUGUCGCCUGGACCGAGUCACAGCGUCCUCAGCGUUUGGCCUUUCAAGGACUGAAGCGAGAACUGUCAGACUCAAAUGACAAAAACUGUGGAAUAAGCACAUCAUUUAAAUUCAUUCAUUCACUCAGUCAUUUUCAAAGCCGCUUAUCCUGAUGAGGGUCGCAGGGUGCCGGAGUCUGUCCCAGCGACCACCGGGCGGAGUCGUUUCAACUGACCGUCGCCAAUUUGGGGUAAUGCACCUUUAAACAGGAACCUCAUUCACUGUAAUGGUUCUUCUCCACAGUCAGGGACAGACCAGGUUCAGCUGUCUGGUUUAUCUUUGGGAGAGAAACUAGUCAACUUGACCUCAAACCUGCGACGUCUCUGGGCUUUCAGACCCAAAUCUGCACCAGCACUGUCACUCAUAAUCCUCAACUCAUAAUCCCUUUUUUUUACCUGGAUUCUCCACAGAGCAGAUCUGAAUUUAAAGGAAUAACCCAAAGUCUUUUUCCAACGUACCCAGACUGAAACAAGAUGUUCUGAACCGUCUUCACCUCUGUACGUCCGGUGCUUUGGUUCCUAUGGGUAGCAUUUUGUGUUAGCUUAGCAUAAAGACUUGAAGUCUGUGGGAGUCGUUAGCCUGGCUCUGUCAAAGUGAAGAAAUAAUCCUCACAGCAACUCUGAGGCUGUCUUAUUCACAUCAUGUAUCAUAUGUAUUUGAAAUAAAACGUUGGAGUAUUCCUUUAA